Lymnaea stagnalis (great pond snail) is the source of this 1185-nucleotide messenger RNA. The record is from the annotation of a GenBank genome assembly. NCBI's taxonomy places the organism in Eukaryota, Metazoa, Mollusca, Gastropoda, Lymnaeidae.
GGUGCGUGUCCGCAUGUGGUAACCAGAGCUGAAUGGGGAGCCCGGGCAGCGACCAGCAUCAGCCACCUGGCGAACCCGGUGCAAUACGCCUUGAUUCAUCACACGGCAGGGGCGGACUGUCAUGAUAGGGCCACGUGUGUCGCACAGGUCAAGCUGACCCAAAACUAUCACAUGGAUGGGCGCGGUAAAGUUUCUUUAAUAUUUAUUUAGGGAAAGAAGAUUUAAUUCAUGUUAAUGUAAUAUAGACAACAUGAAUUAUGAAAUGUGCAUGUAAUAUAGAAAAAAGGAAUUUUAAAAUGUUCAUUUGAUAUAUACAAAAGGAAUUAUGAAAUGUUCAUGUAAAAUAGACAAGAGAAGAAAGACAAUACGCACAUUUUGCAUAUUAAGUUGUAAAACUCUAGAACCACGUACUUUUCUCACACCUUCACAAUUAAUUACACAAACUGUCUUUUGCAAUUAAUUACAGUAUUAAACUAUCGACUUCAAAAGGUGUUGUAAACUAUGACAUUUGGGACUAAUCUAGCCCGCUCUCUCAAUAUGUAAGGCCUGCAAGUUAAACUUGAAUUAUUAUUAUUUAGUAAGUUGGCUACACUUCACAAAGGAGCAGUGCUUGGCUUUUAGAGAUUUUCAUCGGAACGCUAGUUACUUGCUUGUGUCUCGACAACACCAAUUUACACAUUGUUUGUGGGCGAAUUAAUUUGUUUCAAACCAUCAACUAUCCAUCAGCUAUCCAUCAACUUUUUAGCAGACAGACAAUUCUUUCAUCAAUUCUUUAAAACGAAAUUUAAACACAUUUAUAUAAUUUACAUCGCUUAAAAUUGUUUCAUUUCACCGGUAACAAACUGGACAGUUGACAAUGUCUCUCAAGAUAAUCGACACCUUCGUCUGAACAGGUUACUCUGAUAUUUUCCUCUGAACAGGUUACUCUGAUAUUUUCCUCUGAAAAGUUACUCUGAUAUUUUCCUCAGAACAAUUUACUCUGAUAUUUUCCUCUGAACAGGUUUCUCUGAUAUUUUCCUCUGAACAGGUUACUCUGAUAUUUUCCUCUGAACGUGUUACUCUGAUAUUGUCCUCUGAAUGUGUUACUCUGAUAUUUUCCUCUGAAUAGGUUACUCUGACAUUGGCUACAGCUUCAUGAUUGGUGGUAACGGAGAAAUAUACGAAGGACGUGGGUGGGAUAGGGUC